AUGCAAGAUUUCUUAAAUGAACAAAAACAUUUGUUAUCUCUCAAGGUUAUUCGACAAUCAAAUCCCUUGUCUAUCGUCAACAAAGAAAAGAAUGACAAUGAUAAUAAUAAUAACACAUCAACAGAUUCUUUAGAUCCAUUAAAUAACAAUACAUCAUCAAGUAUUGCAGAAUCGAAAGUUCGCACUAAAGAUUUAGAUUUUUUUGAAACUGAAUUAUUACCAUCAACAUCAUCCAAACCACUUGAUAAUAUCUAUUUAGGUGCAACUUUUAACAGUCAUUUUAUUAUCAGCAACGAUUCAUUUCAAUAUGCUCGUGAUAUAUCGAUCAAGGUAGAACUUCAGACAAAUUCACAACGUUUACUAUUAAUUGAUACGUCAACAAGUCCCGUUUCACUUCUUGAUCCAAAAAAAUCAUGUGAAUUUAUUAUAAAGCAUGAAAUUAAAGAAUUAGGAAUUCAUAAUUUAACAAGUCUGAUUACCUAUUCAACAAUUGAAGGUGAAAGAAGACUUUUCACUAAAUUUUAUAAAUUCCAAGUUUUAAAUCCUUUUGCUGUUAAAACAAAAGUUAAUAGUGUAGCAGAUGGGACAAUUUUUUUGGAAGUUUUAAUACAAAAUGUAUCAAAAAGGAAUAUGUAUUUGGAAAAAAUGAAUUUUGAACCAAAUGAGAUUUUUAAUUAUAAAGAUUUUAAUUAUGUUAAUAAUAUUGAUGAAUCAAAUCAAUCAAAGGAUUUAAUAAAAAAAUCAAUUGAUUCAAUUCCUGAAAGUAUAUUUGGUGAUGGUAGUUAUUUAAAUCCACAAGAUAUUCGUCAAUAUUUGUAUAUGUUAACACCAAAACCUACUAUUGAUGAUAAAACUGCAAGAUCUACAACUGCACUUGGUAAAUUAGAUAUUGUAUGGAGAUCAAACUUGGGCGAAACUGGCAGAUUACAAACAAGUCAAUUAGCACGCAAACCACCACUAUUGGAUGAAAUUGAACUUUCAGUUAUUUCAAUACCAUCAAUAAUUGAACUUGAAAUACCAUUUAAAUUAGGAUGUCGAUUGAGAAAUCGUACAUCUUCCACAUUAUCAGUUAUCAUAUCAUCUAUUAAAAACAAAACGGAAUCUGUUUUAAUUAGUGGUAUUUCAACAAUUCAACUAGGUGAACUAUCACCCGACGCUUAUAUUGAUUUUAACAUGGAAUUUAUUCCGUUAAGUCCAGGGUUACAAAAAAUUACUGGAAUAAAAAUUACUGAUAUAAUAUCUAAUUAUACAAAAGAAAUAGAUCAUUUCACAGACAUUUUCGUUUUAUUUUCCAAGUAA
This is a messenger RNA of Entrophospora candida, 1299 nucleotides long. The record is from the annotation of a GenBank genome assembly. Lineage: Eukaryota; Fungi; Glomeromycota; Glomeromycetes; Entrophosporales; Entrophosporaceae.